This is a messenger RNA of Populus trichocarpa (black cottonwood), 1954 nucleotides long. RefSeq lists its product as uncharacterized. The transcript is spliced from 4 exons. The record is from RefSeq and is a predicted model, not a curated record. Lineage: Eukaryota; Viridiplantae; Streptophyta; Magnoliopsida; Malpighiales; Salicaceae. Bases 122 to 1891 code for a protein of 589 amino acids.
UUCUCUCUUUGACUAACCUAUAAAUAUACACACACACCCACGCGCACACACAAACAAACAAGGCCUGAACCAAGUCAGGAUGAUGAGUUUUUGAGGAGGAAAUCAAAACAAGAAGAUAACAAUGAAGUGGUCAUGGAUUCAGGCAGCUGGGACAACCAAGAAGGUUCAUGUCAAGGUGAGGCCAUUGAAGCUAGAAGGAUUGUUGUGUAAAGAAAAGGUUGAUGGUAAUGGAAGAGAGAGAAUGGUUUUUGUUGUCAAGAUGAAAUGGAAAGGUCCCAAGUCGUCAGGAUUAGUUCCAUUUUAUCGAGUUUCCAAGUGCCAAAGAAAUUAUAGCAGCCAGAAAUUCCUCAAGGAAGGGGAGUCUGAUAUAGAAUGGAAUGGUGAAGAAUUUGAGAGUGUUUGGAUUCCUUCUAAAGACAAUUCUUUUGUUCAGUGGGAUGUUUCUUUCAGCGUUUUAUAUGGUGAGGAUGAGAAAUCCAUGGCUAAAAUGGCAGUCUUGGGAAAUGUUACGCUGAAUAUAGCAGAACUGGCUUCAAGGAUGAAUUCCCAGAUUGAAAAAAAGCUGCCAAUUUCUUUACAUAUUGAUGGAGUUGACUGCCAAGCUUCUCUUUUGAUUGGUGUAAGCUUCGCUGAGGUCAGAAAUUCAUGUGACCAAGCAGGAACUGUUCAAAACUCGGGUGAUUCAGAUACUAAGGAGGGACUUUUCAAGGGCAGUACAGCUUCUAAGAAUGAAAUGGACAGAGUAAACCGAGUGAAUUCUAGUGACUCGGAUGAGUCAACUAUGUUUGACUCAGAUGAUUCGGCCGGAACUUUGACUUCCACGAGCGACGGUAGUACUCAAGAGAUGGGUUCAGGGAUCGAGUUCGGUUCAUCCCUGGAGACUCAGUCAGACCGAGCUACCAAGGUUGGGUUAUUCUCAUGGAAGAAGAGAAGGUUGAGCUUCAGCUUGUCCAGGAGGAAAGUUGAGCCAUUCGUUGAAAAAACUGAUGCGAAGGUGGACAAAUCCGAUUCCACACAGAAAGACAAGUGGGAAGUCAAAGAACUAGUCAGCAGAGAUGGUCAAGCAAAACUCGAAGCCAACGUGUUUCUUGCUUCCUUUGAUCAACGAAGUGAAAAGGCCGCCGGAGAGAGUGCCUGCACGGCAAUAGUUGCGGUCAUUGCCGAUUGGCUUCACUCAAACCGAGAAUUCAUGCCAACAUUGUCUCAGUUUGACAACCUCAUAACAGAAGGUUCACAGGAAUGGCGAAAGCUUUGCGACAAUGAGGCCUACAUGAAUUCCUUCCCUGAUAACCACUUUGAUCUUGAAACUGUCUUGAAAGCUGAUCUUCGGCCUUUGACCAUCUCACACGAGAAAUCUUUUACUGGGAUUUUCAGUCCUCAAAAAUUUGAAAACUUAAAGGGAGCCACAUCUUUCGACGACAUAUGGCAAGAAAUAACCAGCAACACAAACGAUUAUGAGCAGAGGAUAUAUAUUGUGAGUUGGAACGAUCAUUUCUUCGUGUUGAAGGUAGAUGCCGAAGCUUAUUAUAUCAUUGAUUCGCUAGGUGAGAGACUCUCUGAGGGUUGCGGCCAGGCAUACAUCUUAAAGUUCGAUGACUCGAGCUUGAUGUAUGAGAAGGUGGCGAAAGAAGAUGUUGUCACGGAGGAAAUGGCAGGGGAAGAGAGGUCCAAGGAUAAAGAGGACAUAAUUUGCAAGGGAAAAGAGUGUUGUAAAGAAUUCAUUAAGAGAUUCCUUGCUGCCAUUCCAGUUGGAGAACUUGAAGAGGAAGAGAAAAGGGGCGCAGUUUCCACCUUUUCUCUCCUGAAGAGACUACAGAUAGAUUUCCACUACUGCUCUUCUUUGUAUGCUUCAAAUUCCUCCUCCUCUCCAACAUCUUCCACCUUCUUCUAGAGCAGUCACAUUGUAUGCUUACGGUGUAGUUUUUUCCCCCACUUUUAACCUUUUUUUUCAACA